AUGGUGAAGAAGAGGAAUACCACCGCCGCUGCUAGCUCCACCAGCGAAGAGGCAGCGAAUAUUCCUGUCGAUGCCCUAGAAAGAGUUGCAAAUAACUCCCCGUCGAAUGAUGUGUCGAUGGUUUUUGCUUCUCACCAGCUUACACAAGAACUUCUCAUGAAGGGGAAGAGUGUUCUAGCACAGAUACACUCGAUGAUCUUCCCCAAGAUUAAUCAAGAAAAGAACCUGGGACAGAUGAUCGAUUCCUUCGCGGUUAACACCAAGGAGGCCAUCGAGGUCUUCCCAGUACCUUCGUUUACAGACGACUCGUCGGGUGCGCUUUCCGAAAGCGAUCGGAUCCAGCGCAUGAAAGACCGAAUGACGCAGAUGGAGAAGGAUUUACGCAGCACUUAUGCCUUAGCUGCCAUCAUUAAUAAAAAAGGCGAGACUGCAGCCGCCGUGGAACGCCGCCGCCUCGGCGCCUUCCAGCGCUGGAUGCGCAAGCACGGCGUCGCCUGCAGCGACGCGCUCUGCCUCGACGCCUCCGAGGCCGGCGGCGUCUACGUGCGCGCGGUCGCCGCGCUCCGGGAGGGCGACGUCGUCGCCACCAUCCCGCGCCGCGCCUGCCUGACGCCGCGCACGUCGGGAGCCGCGGCGGCCAUCGAGGCCGCGCAGCUCGGCGGCACCCUCGCGCUCGCCGUCGCCGUCAUGUACGAGCGCGCGCGGGGUGCCGAAUCGCCGUGGAAGGACUACCUCCGCCUGAUCCCGGACCGUGAGCCCGUGCCGCUUGUCUGGCCAGACGACGAGGCAGACCGCCUCCUUACCGGCACUGAGCUCGAUAAGACAGUGAAGCAGGACAGGGGAUUCCUUCGUGAGGAUUGGAAAGAAUGUAUCGAGCCGCUCAUUUCGUCUGGAGAACUGGGGGUUGAGCCAGAGGAUCUUAGCCUGGAGAAAUAUUUUGCUGCUAAGAGUCUUCUCUCUUCAAGGAGCUUCCAUAUAGAUAGAUAUCAUGGAUCUGGAAUGGUUCCCCUGGCUGACCUUUUUAAUCACAAGACUGAUAGUGAACAUGUACACUUCACUAAGUCAGAGGAGUCAGACUCGGAUGAAGAAGAAGAUGACGAUGAUCAAAGCAAUGCAGACUCAGAUCAAGAAGAAGAUGACGAUGAUCAGAGCAAUGCUUCUGCUGAUAAACAGUCAACUGUAAAAAAUUCCACCACCAAGCCUUCAGGUGAAGGACAUAACGAUGAGGAUUUGGAAAUGAUUAUUGUGAGAGAUGCCAAUCCAGGGGACGAGGUUUAUAAUACGUAUGGUACCAUGGGAAAUGCGGCUUUGCUUCAUCGAUAUGGUUUUACAGAACCUGACAACCCAUAUGACAUUGUCAACGUCGACUUAACACUGGUUACUAAGUGGUGCUCAUCCAAGUACUCCCGUCGAUAUGCAAGAGAAAGGGUAUCAUUAUGGCAGAAGCUGGGCUAUUCAGGCUGCACCGGUGAUGAUGCUGACUACUUUGAGAUCUCAUAUGAUGGAGAGCCCCAGCUUGAACUUUUAAUCCUCCUUUACGUCAUCUCUUUGAAACCUGAUGCUUAUAACAAGUUGGUCUGCGUAGCUCAUGAUCUGAUUGACGAUGAUGACCAGGAGGAUGAGGAAGAGGAUACUAUCAAUAGUUUUGUUAAGAUUGUCGGAGUAAUAAAACCUGCCAAAAUUUCAGAACUGAACGGUGUUGAGGAACUACCUGAUGCGAAGCAGCUACUGCAUAGUGAGAGCAUUUGCACUGCACUUGCAUCCCUUGCUGACAUUAGGGAGGGCUUCUAUGGUUCCAACACAUUAAAAGAUGACAAGGAACAGCUGCAGGCAUGCUCUCCUGUGAGCGAGCGGAAUCGUUAUCAUUCUCUGGUGCUGCGGGUGAGCGAGAGGAAAAUACUUGGCAGAUUGAGGAAACAUGUCUCUAGUUGGUCAAAGACCAAGAACAAGAAGAGGAAGCAUCUGUAGCAAUUGAAUUUUGAAAUCACCCUGCCGGUGUAUUUUUUGCCUUGUUUAGAUGCGUUAGCAUCCUGUAGUGUUCAGAUUGCCGAUUGAAUUUGGGUAAGGCAUUAGCAUCCUUCUUCAUGUAAUGCUGUGACUUGUAAUCCCUUGUCAUUUUUUUUUCCUUCUUCAAAAGUCGAGAUCUUUUUUUAA
Messenger RNA from Lolium rigidum, 2154 nucleotides. Its product is annotated as N-lysine methyltransferase setd6-like. NCBI's taxonomy places the organism in Eukaryota, Viridiplantae, Streptophyta, Magnoliopsida, Poales, Poaceae. The record is from RefSeq and is a predicted model, not a curated record. The transcript is spliced from 8 exons. Gene Ontology annotation, cellular component: nucleus. Gene Ontology annotation, biological process: peptidyl-lysine monomethylation. Bases 1 to 1968 code for a protein of 655 amino acids. Gene Ontology annotation, molecular function: protein-lysine N-methyltransferase activity; protein binding.